GUGAAUGGCCGGUAUUUCAGCCUUCAUCAGCUGCUCCAGCCUGCCAGGGGUCCCCUUCCUCCUCCUCCUCCUCCUCCUCCUCAUCCUCCUCCGCACGUGGAGGAGCAGCAGCAGCGCAGUCCCCGGCCACGGCUGCCCCGGUCCAACGGGAACAAACCGGCUCUGUGAGCGCGCACAGAGGAGCCUUCAUCCCCGCAGGGCCCCCUCCUCAUCCUCCCCCCAUCCCCCCGCACCCCUCAAUGGCCGGAUUGUGCCCGGCCGGGGCAGGUGCCGGAGCAGUGCAGGGCCGGUGGGAGCGGGCACGUACCCCCCAUGGCAUAGGGGACACCCUCAUGGCAUGGGGGGCACCCCAUACAUAACAUCGGGCACCCCCCCAUGGCAUAGGGGACACCCUCAUGGCAUCCGGGACACCCCAUACAUAACAUCGGGGACCCCCAAGGAAUCGGGGACCCCUCAUGGCAUGGGGGAAACCCCCAAGGCAUCAGAGACACUCCCAAGGCAUAGGGGACAUCCCUAAGGCAUUGGGGCACCCUCAUGGCAUCGGGGACCCCUCAUGGCAUGGGGGGCACCCCAUGGCAUCGGGGACCCCUCAGGGCAUCAGGGGCACCCCAGCCGUGCCCAGUGCGGGGGCAGCGAUGGGGACCCGUGCCCACACGGUGCCUGGAGGGCGCAGUGGCACGUCGCCGUCCCUGUCCCCUGCAGACCUGGACAAGCUGCUGUCGGACCUGCGCUCCUUCCUGCUCAUCCUGGACCGCGAGAGCCUCAGCGCCGCAGCUCGGGUCAAGAAAAGAUCCGUGUCCGACCUCCUGGCCCGGCUGCAGGGCCCGCCGUCAGAGGAUGCAGAGUACAUGAUCAUGCGCUGCCUCUCGCCCUCCCCGGGGACCCCGCAGGGCCGGAGCAGUCCGGGCUCCAGGAGCGCGGAUGCAGCGGGAGGCAGAACCUGCGAGUGCCGCCCGGGCAGCGCCCCGAGCCCGCACGGAGCGAACAAGGAGCCGGGCGUCCCCCCGGCCCCCCCAGCCGAUGACUCCUACGAAGACGCCGAACCCCCCGGCUAUGGCAGAACCGGCGGUGGCGACAGCGACAGCAGCCACUACGAGUCGUACGGAGAGGAGGAAGAGGAGGAGGAAGGGGUGACGGAUAGGGCCCACUACCUGCGCUGGCCAUCGGCCACAAGCGGCGAGACCGAGCCCCCCGGGCGCCCCGAGCCGCAGCUCUGCGGCUUCCUCUGGAGGAAGCGCUGGCUCGGGCAGUGGGCGAAGCAGCUCUUCAUCGUCCGGGAGCACGUGCUGCUGUGCUUCAGGUGCGCCGCUGACCUGCAGCCGGUGCUGGAGCUGGACCUGCGCGGCUGCCGGGUCACCUACAAGGACAAGCGGGGCAAGAAGAUGCCCCACGCCCUGAAGGUGACAGGGACGGCAGGAGAGGUGUUGGUCAUCGGCUUCCAGAGCCGGCAGCAGGCUGAGGACUGGAGGAAGGUGAUCGAGGAGGUGAGCAGCGAUGCCCCGAGCGGGCUGGCAGCCCUCAGUGUCCCCGCGUCCCCUUCCUCGAGGCUCAGCAGGCUCGCCAAGGAGGAAGAGGAGGAGGAGAACCGCUCCCGGCAGAGCCCUGCCCGCAGCCCGCGGCCCGGAGAGGACGCCAAAGGAGGGUUCCUGGCCGUGCGGCUGCGCGGGCGCUGGCAGCGCCUGUGGUGCGCGGUCCGGCACGGAGCCCUGCGCAUGUUCCCGGAGCCCGGCGCUGCCCAGCGCCCCGUGUGCGCCCUGCGCCUGGACGGCUGCGAGGUGUCCCCCGGGGCGGCCGCCGGCUCCCCCCAAAACCUCCGGAUCCGCAUCGCCCAGCGCGGCCGGGAGCUCGCCCUGCUGCAGGCCCGUUCGGACGAGGAAAGGGAAGCCUGGCUGAAGACCCUGCAGGCCAGGGGAGGAGUGGAGCCAAAGAAGGCUGAUGGGCCCCCCCCGAGACCCCCCAGGCCGAGCAGCCGCCCCGCUGCCGGGGGGCUGCUGCUGCGCCGCGUCCCCACCCCCAACGCCUACAUGGACGAUCCCUUCGGGCAGCCCCCGCCAGCUGAGAGCCCCAAACAUCUCUACUCCAACGCGGAGCGGCUGCAGCAGCUGCAGCAGAGCCUGGACCGGGCAGCGCCGGGGCAGCGCCGGAGACCCGUGUCUGCCCUGCCCUCCUGUGCCAGCCCCGCCCCGGGCGGUGCCCGGCCCGCGCAGGCAGCAGCACCAGCAGCUCUCCGGGCCAGGCCUGCCAGCGCCCAGCUGUCGAAGGACAGCCCCAGCCUGCAGAGCAGGGAUUUCUGCCUCUCCCAGCACACCCUGACCCUGCCCCAGAGGAAGGGGGCGCGGGAGGGGCUGGAUGUCCUCGUCGGGAAAAGAGCGUUUCCCAAGCUGGAGGAGAAGGUGGGGCAGCUGGAGAGGGGCGUGAAGGGCAGGCUGAAAGCCGGCUCCGAGAUGAACCUGCUGGCGCUCGGGAAGUCACUGAAGGGUCACAUCACCGCCACCGCCAGCUCGGCUGGCUCCGAGGGAUCGUUCCUCAGGCCGCUGCUGAAGCGCACCACCUCGGCCAGGAGCGCCCUGAGGCCGCCGCCAUCCCCGGUCGUGGCGGGGAAGGGAAAUGUGAUGAGGAAGACAAAGGAGUGGGAGAUGAAAUCUGCGAUGUGAGCACGCAGCAGGAGUCUCCCAGAGACCAUCGGGCUGCACGUGGAUCGUGCAGGACCAGCCUGGGACCAGCCUGGAAUUUGAAUGUAUCCGUCAGUAUCAACGCUACAACUACGCACAUCUAUUUUUUAUAUCCAGAUAUAU
Pyrgilauda ruficollis (rufous-necked snowfinch) is the source of this 2795-nucleotide messenger RNA. Its product is annotated as actin filament-associated protein 1-like 2. Gene Ontology annotation, cellular component: cytosol. Lineage: Eukaryota; Metazoa; Chordata; Aves; Passeriformes; Passeridae. The transcript has 16 exons. Gene Ontology annotation, molecular function: SH3 domain binding; SH2 domain binding. Bases 456 to 2654 code for a protein of 732 amino acids. Gene Ontology annotation, biological process: positive regulation of interleukin-8 production; inflammatory response; regulation of mitotic cell cycle. The record is from RefSeq and is a predicted model, not a curated record.